Adineta steineri is the source of this 2178-nucleotide messenger RNA. NCBI's taxonomy places the organism in Eukaryota, Metazoa, Rotifera, Eurotatoria, Adinetida, Adinetidae. The record is from the annotation of a GenBank genome assembly.
UUGAUGAAUGAAAGAAAAUUAAUAUAACUAUAUUAUUGACAGAACCACAAAAUCUAUAUAUAUAUAUGAAUUCUAGUUGUCUUUUGGUUAUGGUGUUCAUCAUUAUUUUUAAUACGUGAUCCUCGUGAUGUUCUUACAUGUGGAACAUAUUAUAGUUUAAUAAUUGGGUCGUCGAAUGUUUCUACACUUUUACUAACAGCUGCAUCUAUUGAUCGUUUUGUUAUUGUUGUUUAUCCUAGUCAUUAUUCAACAUUUGUAACACGAACCAAAGCAUUAAUUAAAAUAUUAUGUAUUAUAAUAUUUGUUUCACUUCUUAUUAUUCAAUAUCAUUUUUCAUUUUAUUUUUCUUAUUCAUAUCAUGUUUGUGAAUAUUAUUCAUAUGCUCAAUUAUGGCAUGGUAAAAUUUGGCCUCUUAUACGUGUUAGUCUUUUAGCAUUUAUACCAUGUAUAGUAAUAUGUGUAUGUUCAAUGGUUAUUUUAAGAAAUCGUUUUUAUCGUCGUCCAUCAACAACAAGUGAAACAACAGGUACAAGACAUAUGCGUACAGCUUCACUUUUACUUGUUAUCUAUUCAAUAUAUUAUACAUUAAGUGUUAUACCAAUGAAUAUUCUUCAAUUUUUUUAUUCAUAUUUUCUUAAUGAUGAUAUUAAUAUAACAGAAACAUCGAAAAUUGAUUGUGUUAAAUUUGCUCAAUGGAAAAUGUUAAUGAAAUUUUGUUUACUUUUAAUGGCAAUAAAUUAUUCAAAUAAAUUUAUUGUUCAUUAUCUUAUAUCAAUGCAAUUUCGUCGAGAUGUUUGGAAUUUAUUAUCAAAAUGUACAUGUACUUCAGAAAGUAUUGUAACAAUCAGAAGAAAGAUGCGUAUGGUAUUUUUUGUCGUUUUUAUCAUCAUUUAUAUACAAGUUAAUACGAUCUUCUGUGAAUCAGAAUUUGGAACUAUUUUUCCAAUACCAUUGCUUACAUCAAAUGAUGAUCCUAAUUUUCAACAAUGUCCAGUCGAAAGUGGAGCAUAUCCACAUACAACUAAUUGUUCACUUUUUCAUAUGUGUACAUUCGGUAUUUUAACAACUUAUUCUUGUAUUGACCAAUUCUUUUUCAAUCCAACUACUGGUAAAUGUCAAUAUUUAUCAACUGAAAAAGAUACAACAUGUACUCAAAUUAUUAAGAAAAUGACGGAUAAUGAUCUAUUUUCAUCUGCAGAAUCAGUUAAAGGUUAUGAUUAUUAUCAUCGUCGAAAAUCUGAAAAAUCAGAAUGUACUCAAAAUGGAAUCUAUCCAGAUGUACUUGAUUGUGCAUUGUUUCAUUAUUGUCAUCGAAAUAAACAACAUGAAAUAUUCAAAUGUCCCGAUGGACUUCAUUUUGAUCCAAAAAUAUUUAUGUGUUCACCUCCUCAAUUAGUCAACUGUCAAUAUGAACCACCACUAGAAGUAGAAAUAACCGAAGAUACAAUUGAUAGUACUUCAACACUUACAUCAAAUACAAUCUGUAAUGAUUAUGCUCCUGGUACACAUCUACCUAUAGCAAAUAGAUUUGAUGCAUUUAUAAUAUGUGAAAAUGAUGGUAAAAAUACACUUAUACAAUGUAAACCAGGUCUACGAUACAAUGCAUUAACAACUAAUUGUGAAAUAAAACCAUGUGAAGUCAAUUCAGCUUUAUGUAAGAAUAAUGGUCAUUGCAUCGAUGAACCAACAGAUAUAAAAGGUUUUCAAUGUAUAUGUUCAGAUGGAUACCAAGGAGAAUAUUGCGAUACACCUGUUGAAAUUAUAGAAACAAUUACAAAUACAAUAGAUACAACAACACUAGAUCAACCUCAACUUACUAAUCGUCCUACAGAAUUGAUAACAUCAACUAUUCCGGCAAUGACAAAUGAAGACUUCGUACCAAAAUCAAUAUCUUUUAGUGAUCUACAUAAUGACGAGAAAAAUAAUGUUAUUGAAGAUUUAUCAACUAUUAAUUCACCAUUUACACGCAUAUUUCAUCGUUUAAGUAAUAAAGUUGAUCAUCAACAACAACUUACUGAAAUUAUACAAAUCGUAUUUAUUACUGUGAUGACUUUAAUUGGUCUUAUUCUUUUAGGCUCAAUAAUCUUUGGUAUAACUGUUUGUAUUCGUAUGAUAAUUUCUCGAAAUGUAGACAAUGUCGGUACUUGGAAAAUAUUAACAGAAGAAUCAAAAGUUUAA